Solanum verrucosum is the source of this 1214-nucleotide messenger RNA. RefSeq lists its product as uncharacterized. Bases 174 to 1214 code for a protein of 346 amino acids. The record is from RefSeq and is a predicted model, not a curated record. The transcript has 3 exons. NCBI's taxonomy places the organism in Eukaryota, Viridiplantae, Streptophyta, Magnoliopsida, Solanales, Solanaceae.
ACCUUAAACUGGUUGGACUUAUACCGAGAAUGUUCUAAAUUUGUCUUAUUUAUCUGGUACUCUUAUUGAAAACUGUAAUUUGAUCAUUCUGUGAAUUAACUUCUAUACCGAGAUUUUGAGGACUUGAACAUUUUAUGCAGAUGGCGUACAUAUAACCACUUUUGGAAGUAUAGAUGGCAGAGUUACUUCAAUUGGUCAACAGUGUUAUGAUCUUGCUGAUCAAGCCUUUGUCACUUGUCAAAUUCACUUGCUUCUUCGGUGUGAGAACAAUAUGCAUUGUUAUCCAAACAUGGACAGAACUGCUGAGAGCUGCUAUGGGUUUUCAUGCCAGAUUACUCUGGAGACUGAUAAUUUGGGCUAUUGCUAUUCUAUCCCUGCCUAUACGAAGUUUAACUGCUCUACAAAGGGAAAGGGCGCUGGAGAUGCAUCUGCAGGAAAUGCAGAUCGAGUUUGAGAAUCUUGUUUGGGAAAGGAAGCAACUUGAGAAGAAAAUACUAGUAGCCAUCAAGGAUAAAAAGAUAAUGCAGGCCAUGUUAGCAGAACUCGAGGAUGAACAUGACGAUGCCAUCGUCAAAAUUGAGCAAUUGGAGGACCAGCUUCAGAAUCUGAAGGUGGAAAAUCAACGAUUGAACGAAGUUCAUAGUAAAGCACUUUCGGACCUAAAAGACCAUUUUGAUGGCCAAGUAAUGCAAGGCUGUAGCGAUGCUGUUCCAUUUUGGAGAUCAAGUGGCAUUGAGAGCGUGGCCAUACACAAGGAAGGAAUGCAAGAAGAUAAAAGCAAAAGCGGAAGUACGAGCCCUGAAUUUAUGGAAGCCAAAUUCUGUCGAGAUGUCAACCGGCCACGUACUCGGACCACGUCUGAGAAUUUCGACACAAAUGAUGAGCUACACCAACGAAGGGAUCUAGCUGUUUCCCAGACCCUUUUUAGUGCAAUAUUAUCGCUCUUAGUUGGAACGAUCGUAUGGAAAGCUGAAGAUGCAUGCAUGCCUCUAGUCCUCGCACUAUUUGCUGUCGUUGGCAUGUCGUUGUGGAGUGUGGUCCAGUUCUUCUCAACCAUUAAGAACAGACCCGCAUCUGAUGCAGUUGCUCUCUUGAGCUUCAAUUGGUUUUUGCUCGGAACACUGACAUAUCCUACGUUGCCAAUGGUCACUCCUGUAUUUGCACCAGUGUUAUGGACUCUCUCAGACAGGGCUGUGGAGCUGCUAGGUUUCUAA